GGCAUACAUAGUCACAAGAAAAUCGAGGGUAAUCUGCUUCGCUUGUCCUUUCACUCGUAACGAGCGAAGAUGCUCCCAUGGCGAGGAUCAGCGACGAUCUUCGAAACAGAACAAAGAAGGAAAGUGGAUCGUCGGGCUAGUCUCCACAAUCGAGAAGCAAGAAGCAGUAUUCGACAAUCGUAUAUAGCGGGCAACGCAUGCGCUAUCUAUUCACCUUCUUACACUUCUCCUAUAUCAAAACAUAUAUCCUUCUUAUCAACGCUAGUUCCUUGCUACCAUAUCAAAGUGAACGACGACUUCGCCAUAUGUAUAACCUUGACGAACCCGCCUGCUGGCUUGAGAACGACGGAGCGCGCAUUACUCCCUUCUACGCCCAGGAGGUAUUCUGCCAAGGGAGUCCUACCUGGCUAUCCUACUUGUGUAGCAGGGCCAAUUCUACCUUCACUGUCAUCGUGGACUGCCGUCUCUACAUCCAGAGAAUGUGCACUGUGGCUUUCCCUGACGUUCAAGCGAUGCUGCAUAUCGACGGUAUCGAAGUGGCCGCGCUUGUUACGGAUGUACGCAUCGGGGAAACUCUGCUUGAGUUUGAAGGGGUGUAUGACGGAGACGAGGCCAUCAGGCCAUUUCGUUUUGAGAAAUUGCGAAUGAAGGAGAAUGGCUAUAAGCCGUGUGACGAGAUCCUCCGUGGCCUCGGUCACAUCAAGGUUGAGCUCCGCAGGGCGAGGUUGAAGGGUCCUCGAGCUAGCACCGAUGAUGUCAAGCUAUCACGGCUUCAUCAACGGCCGUAUGACGAAGAAAAGGUCAAAUUGAAGUUGGCGCACGUGGCCAAUCUUCAUCGCAAACAAGAGGUAGAAAGCACGAACGAAACGUGGAACCUGACCACGGACCCUCAAGACGAUAAUCCUUUCUAUGCGUUCCUCUUUAAGCACAACUCGGAGGCUGUGUGGCGUGCCAGUGGUCAUCUGAGGAGGAAUCGCCAUGAACCCGUCUUAGGGAGCGAGAAAAACCCCAUCAUCCUCUGAGGAAGCCCUCCAAUAACAACGGCCGGAGAGACCUGAUAACAGGGGAUAUAUCGUGGAUCCACGAGAGUACCAGGGCGAAUUUUGCGAACAGAGUCGUCAGAGAUAGUCGAUAUAGC
This is a messenger RNA of Filobasidium floriforme, 1138 nucleotides long. RefSeq lists its product as uncharacterized. The record is from RefSeq and is a predicted model, not a curated record. The transcript has 3 exons. NCBI's taxonomy places the organism in Eukaryota, Fungi, Basidiomycota, Tremellomycetes, Filobasidiales, Filobasidiaceae. Bases 198 to 1022 code for a protein of 274 amino acids.